Molecule: messenger RNA, 579 nt
Organism: Tetranychus urticae (two-spotted spider mite)
Lineage: Eukaryota; Metazoa; Arthropoda; Arachnida; Trombidiformes; Tetranychidae
Gene: Tim8
Product: translocase of inner membrane 8
Source: RefSeq, a predicted model, not a curated record
GUCAGUAUAAUCGCCACAUGUUUUUCAUCUGUUUUAAAUUCAUUGAGUUAAAAUCAUUUUCCUAAAUCAUAAAGUUAAUCCCCAAGUUUAUCAAGGACUUAAUCAAUUAAUUUAAAAGUGUUUCUCUAAUUUUUGAACUAUAAUGUCUUUAGAUCUUUCAGGUGGUAUGGGAGACCUUGAUGCUAGCAGCGUUGUCGUCGACAAAGAUCUCCAAAAUUUCAUCAUCCAAGAACAACAAAUUGCUCAAUUCAACGCUCAGGUUCACAAGUUAACUGAACAAUGCUGGGAAAAAUGUGUCACUGACAAAUUGACUUCUAGGUUUGAUGGAAAAACUGAAACAUGCCUGACCAAUUGUGUUGAAAGGUUUAUUGAUGCCUCAGUGGUUAUCGCUCAAAGAUUUUCAUCGAUCAUUCAAAAGCAAGCUGGACAUUAGCUACAAAAUAAUAGUCAAGAUUCGUUUGAAAUGAGAAAAAAUAUAUAAAACAGAUUAGUUUUCAAAUUAUUUGUUCGCUCUUCAUUCUACUGUGAAAAGAAACAACAUUUAGUAUAAUAAAAAUGAACAACAACUGAAAAUCGCAA